UCUUCAACCCAGAGAACUUUCACUUCCAGCAGCGCUCGGAAUUUCCUACCUUCUUCCAUUCUUUUCUUCCGAUCGAACUGUAUUCCCUGUACACUCUUUCCCACCUUUCAACCACUACAAACAAGAUAUUACCAUCACCAAAAUGAAGUUCUCAACCCUCGCUCUCGCUGCUGCGGCCCAGGUGGCCUCCGCCCACUACUUCUUCGACACCAAUGUCAUUGACGGCGCCGCCCAGACCCCCGGCAAGUACGUCCGCGGCACCACCCGCGCAACCGCCUACAACCCCAUCAAGUUCUCCUCGAACCCGGCUGGUGACAUUCGCGACGGCUCCUUUGCCGACGGCGACGACAUUCGCUGCAACCAGGGCGCCUUCUCCACCGCCGGCAGCACCGAGGUCCUCACCGUCGCCGCCGGCUCCGAUGUGACCGCCAAGCUGGGCUUUGGUGCCAAGAUGGAGCACCCCGGCCCCGGCUUCGUCUACAUGUCCCGCGCCCCCGGCGACGACGUCAAGGCCUACGACGGCUCGGGCGACUGGUUCAAGAUCUUCGAGGAGGGCGUCUGCAACCCCUCCGCCGACUUCACCCGCGACGCCUGGUGCACCUGGGGCCGCGACACCAUCACCGCCACCAUCCCCGCCGGCACGCCCGACGGCGAGUACCUCGUCCGCUUCGAGCACAUUGGCAUCCACCGCUCCCACGUCAACCAGCCCGAGCACUACACCUCGUGCCUCCAGGUCAAGGUCGAGGGCGGCGGCAGCGGCACUCCCGGUCCCACUUUCCAGCUGCCCGGCGGCUACAAGGACACGGAUGAGUACGCCAACUUUAGCAUCUACGGCGGUCUCAAGGACUUUCCCAUGCCCGGUCCCGCUGUCUGGGACGGUGCCAGUGACGGCAGCGCGCCUGUCGAGGAGGAGCAGGAUGAUGCACCCGUCGAGACAACCCCUGAGCCUGUCGAGGAGGAGGAGGGGGAGCCUGCUGCGCCUGCCCCUGAUGCGGACUGCUCGGCCAUGUACGGCCAGUGCGGUGGCAAUGGCUACACAGGUGCUACCUGCUGCUCUGCUAGCAGCUGCAAGGUCGUCAACGACUGGUACCACCAGUGCCUCUAAGGGGGUGGCUUGGCUUACACGUUGGGGACGCUGCUGGUGAGGCGAGAGGCGUAGUCCCGUUUUCUGCGCCUGCUCGAUGAGAGAGUUGAGGACGGCCAUGCUGGGCUUGGCACAUUUUGUAAUAUCUUCUUUACUUCUCUACAUAUCUUGGAACGAAUAGAAAUUUCUCUGGCAAC
Messenger RNA from Emericellopsis atlantica, 1281 nucleotides. Its product is annotated as glycosyl hydrolase family 61-domain-containing protein. The transcript has a single exon. The record is from RefSeq and is a predicted model, not a curated record. Gene Ontology annotation, molecular function: cellulose binding. Gene Ontology annotation, cellular component: extracellular region. The coding region runs from base 143 to 1105 and encodes 320 amino acids. Gene Ontology annotation, biological process: carbohydrate metabolic process. Lineage: Eukaryota; Fungi; Ascomycota; Sordariomycetes; Hypocreales; Bionectriaceae.